Coffea eugenioides is the source of this 3201-nucleotide messenger RNA. RefSeq names its product pentatricopeptide repeat-containing protein At1g63330-like. The transcript has 4 exons. Bases 1 to 1899 code for a protein of 632 amino acids. The record is from RefSeq and is a predicted model, not a curated record. NCBI's taxonomy places the organism in Eukaryota, Viridiplantae, Streptophyta, Magnoliopsida, Gentianales, Rubiaceae. Gene Ontology annotation, molecular function: protein binding.
AUGGCGAUGAUGAUGAUGAAGACGAUGACGAUGCAGAGAAGAGCUUCUUCUGCGGCGAUUGUUUCCAUUGCUCGGUCUCACGGAGCAGCGGCUUCAUUAGGUACUCCUGCUCCUGCAGGUUGUACUACUCUUGCAUCAUUCCUCUCUGCAUUCCCAAACCAUAAACCCCAUUUGGCUUUUUAUUCUGCUAUUAGUAGUAAAUUUAAGAGUUCUUCUGAAAAAGCUCUGAAAUUUCAACCUGAAUUAAGGAAUGAUAUUAAUAAUGUCAACAGCCUUGAUGAUGCUUUGAGCUUGUUCGAGCGGAUGGUCCGGAUGAGGCCUCUGCCUUCUGUUAUUCAAUUCAAUCAAAUGCUGACUUGUAUUGUUAAGAUGAAGAAUCAUUAUUCUUCAGUUAUUUCCCUUUUUAGAGAUAUGUGUGUCCGGGGCAUUCCUGUUGAUGAGGCCACCCUUAAUAUAAUGAUUAAUUGUUGCUGCGUUGUGGGCCGAGUGGAUUUAGCUUUUUCUACAUUGUCUGGCUUCUUCAAACGUGGUUUUGUUCCUAAUGUGGUCACCUUUGGCACUUUACUUAAGGGACUCUUUCGAGAACACAAGGUUCCUGAGGCGCAAGAAUUGUUCAAAAAGAUAAUCAAGGAAAAACUUUGUAAACCCAAUGAAACUAUGUUGGGCAUUGUGAUAGAUGGGCUCUGUAAGGCAGGAAACACUCAAACAGCGAUUAAAUUCCUCAGAGCAAUGGAAAAACGAGGAAGCCCUUGUAAGCCUACUGCAAUUAUUUACAAUACUGUCAUUGACAGCUUGUGCAAGGAUAAAAUGGUUGAUGAAGCUCUUGCCCUCUUACAGGAGAUGAUUGAAAAGGACAUUCCCCGAAUAUGGAAGGAUGUUGACAAGCUCUUUGCUGAGAUGAAGGUUCAUAAUAUUGUUCCAGAUGUUUUUACUUUCAAUAUAGUGGUGGAUGCACUGUGUAAGGAAGGGCAUAUAGAAGAUGCUGAAGAGGUAGUGCACAUCAUGGUUCAGCAAGGUCAAAAUCCCGACCUGGUCACAUACAGUUCCUUAAUGGAUGGGUACUGUUUACAGAGGCGAAUAGAUGACGCAAGUAGAGUUUUCAAUACCAUGGUUGCUAGCGGCCUUACACCCAAUCUCCAUUGCUAUGGUACUCUGAUAAAUGCCUAUUUCAAGGCCAAUAAAGUGGAAGCAGCCAUGAAUCUCUUUCGAGAGAUUCAGCAUAAAGGUUUAACACCUGAUAUUGCUGUUUAUACCACUGUCUUACAAGGGUUAUUUAGUUCAGGAAGGUAUCUUGGUGCACUAGAAAUUUUCAAUGAGAUGCAAGCUUCUGGCAUGAAGCCUAAUUUUCACACUUACUGCGUGAUGUUGGAUGGGUUAUGCAAGACUGGACAUAUCGAUGAAUCAUUGCAGUUAUUCCAUGCAAUGGAAACUGAUGGAACAAAUCUACACAUAGAAAUGUACAAUAUCAUCCUUGAUGGGUUGUGCAAAAGCAAGAGGCUCGAUAGUGCUCGAGAUCUUUUCAACAAUCUCUCCCUUAAAGGAUUGGACCCUAAUGUCAUAACAUACAACACCAUGAUUGCUGGCCUGCUUUCAGAAGGUCUGCUCAUCGAGGGUAAAGAGCUCAUUGAAAAAAUGGAAGAGAAGGGUUGCUUGGCAAAUAGUGUUACAUACAAUGUCAUUCUGCAAGGACUCCUUAAGGGAGGUCAUUAUGAUGAUGCGAUGGUCUAUCAUGAAGAAAUGGUCCAUAGAGGAUUCUUGCUGGAUGCAUCUACGUUUUCCAUUUUACUUGAUUUAUCUGCUGCGAAUCAGAACAAUCCUUCUGUGCUAUUGUUGAUGCUGAAGAUUGAUCCCGAUAGCAAGAAGUUCAUGGAUGGGGGACAAAGAGGACCUUCACAUUAGUUGUAACAUGUUGGUCGUGCAGUUUUUUGGCCCCUGAUGUUUAAUUUGCUGGUAGAAAUGUUAAUAAGGUUCACAUUUGAUCCUUUUAUCACUUAUCAUCUUUGUUUAGAGGAGGCCUCUUGGUGAUAUUUUGUGAAAUACCUCAGAGAGCAUCGGUCUGGUGGUGAAGCUGCAUUCCUUAGGGAAGUUCAAUUGUUAGGUGUAUCAGUUCACAGACAGUUGGUGCAGUUAAUUGGAUUUGCACGACUUCUUCUCAAGACUUCUUCUUUAUCUUUUCAUGGAGAACUUCAAUGUGGCAUGUCACUUAAGUGGUGGAGCAGGAGAGGGGUGGAAUCUGAAUUGCAGUGUGAUGAUUUGAUGUCAGCUCAAACUGGAUAGAGACAAUUAAUCAGGUACUAUUAGUCACUGAGGUGGAAAUGAGAGAUAUAUGUUGCCUUUGCUAGCUAUUAUUGGGCAUAAUUUGCGGUGAUAACAAUGACCUUUCAGUGAUUGUAAAAUAUCUAUUUGUGCCCAUGAUAGACCACAGACCGGGAGAGAAAGGCCUUGAUUGACUUAGUAGAAAUGAAUUUACUUUCAUACAGCACAUGUCCUGGAGUACUUGCAUGAGCAUUGCAAUACAAAAUUGUACACCAAGAUUUGAAGGCUGGCAACAUCCAUCUGGAUGAUGACUUUGAAGCUUUCUUCAGUGGGUACAAAACUAACACAUUAGGACUCAAGUCUGGGGAACUACGGGACACGUUGCCCCUGAAUAACUGGAAAGCCUUUGGAGAAGACGGAUGUAUUCGGAUAUGGUAUGACCCUUGUAGAACUUGUAACCAGUCAGUGUGCAAUGGAUUUCUGGUUGAAGAGGAGGAUGUAAUAUUGCUAGAUAAGGUGAGUUAUUCCAUUCUUUCUUGAAAUUCAGACAGACUCGUACUGCAAAUGGCUAUAACUCAGGGUUUUAUAUUACUGAUAUAGUCUUCUAUGCAUUAAUGAAAUGGGUAAAUGCCUUGAUUAGUGGUGAUGGAAUAUUUUGACUAGCGUAAUUCAUCUAUUUAUAUAGCUUAUUUGUCAAGGUUUUACACUAUAUUUCUUGUGUCGAAGUGUUAUCAAUACUCGUGUAAUAGCAAACUAAUCUUUGUCUUUGGCAGACUUCGUUUCCUUCUUAAUUGGUUGGUAGGUCUUGUUUCUGGAGUUACCUGUCUCUAGUUUCAAUCCUGAAUAGAAGUUUCUCGUAGUGUUUGGGUCUUUAUCUUGCACCCAAACACUUGCCGACUUACUGCUUAUAUCUACUGUGGCUGCUAUGAUUUGUACAAAAAGAGA